GUGUCAUAUAAACUACACCUGUUUCAAGAGGGUUUAAUUCACACAGUUUGUGUCUUCUAUUAAGGACGUCUCAUUUUCUUCAUCACUGCCACCAUGGCCUCUAGCAUCACAACGCAUACAUACUCUGCAGCCCGCCAGCCAUCUUUCUCUAGCUCUUCUUUGCGAGAUGGAGGCAUUCGGGGCCGCUCUAAAGCCCCUGGUUUCUCUUCAGCGAGCACCCUCUCACUCUCCCGUUCCAUGUCUGUGGGCAACGGCCUGAACAAACUAAGCAACCUCUCUCUGAAUGGCACUAGUGAGAAAGAGACAAUGCAGGGUCUCAAUGAUCGACUGGCCAGUUAUCUAAGCAAAGUGCGGUCACUGGAGAAGUCCAAUACUGACCUGGAGCUGAAGAUCAAGCAGACCAUGCUGGAGAGGAUGCCCAAAGGUCAUGACAUAGAAGGCAUGAUCGCUCAAGCUCAUGCUAUCGGACAGGAGGUAAGGAAAAAGACACUAGAGAAUGCUCGCAUUAUGCUGGAAAUUGACAACGCCAAGUUAGCUGCAGAUGACUUUCGGAUUAAAUGGGAGACAGAAGUUGCUCUGUGUCAGUCAGUGGAGAGGGACUGUGUUGCUCUUCGCAGGGCUAAACAAGAGCACGACCAGAUUAACACAACCCUCAGAGGAGACCUCGACAGUUUAAAAGAAGAGCUGUUUUUCCUGAAGAAGAACCAUGAAGAGGACAUGAACACACUGAAGGCCCGUUUGGCCAACGAGCAGGUGAAUGUAGAGGUGGAUGCAGCACAGGGGCCAGAUUUAGGAGCUGUCAUGGCUGAACUGAGGGCCCAGUAUGAAGGCAUCGCUCGCAAAAACAAGGAGGAUGCCGAAAUGUGGUACCUAAAAAAGCUGGACACAGUGCAGUCGGAGGUAAAGGAGAGUAAUGAAGCUCUACGAUGUGCUCAAAACGAGCUCAGUGAAAGACGUCGCUUCCUGCAGGGGCUUGAGGUGGAGCUGGACAGCCUGCGUAAACAGGUUAGUGUUCUGGAGGGGAACCUUGGAGAGACAAACAAUAAAUACACCCUUGAGAUGGAAAACAUGCAGGGAACACUGACACAGCUGGAGGAUGAACUCUCACAACUUCGCCUGGACAUGCAGCGCACCAAAACUGACUAUGAACAGCUACUGCGGGUCAAACAAAACCUGGAGCUGGAGAUCGCCACCUACAGGAGACUGCUGGAAGGAGAGGAGGUGGUCAAAGAGUCUCCAGCACCUAAAAAAGUACCUGAGGUGAAGACACGCAAGAUUGUUAAGGUGGUCACCCAGACUAUGGUCAAUGGUAAAGUGGUGGAUGAAUCAAGUGAGGUGGAACAGUUUGAGGAGCGCAAGUGAACCUCCCUUCAGAAGCAUUCACAAUCAUUACUGCUCCAGUGUAGUAGUGAGUGUCAAUAAACAGUACUUUGGAAAUGAAACACUUGGCAUAUUAAUUACAACUAGCAAUUGUUUCUAAAGGUAAUUUUUAACAUUUGCAUUAUUAAGAUUAUUUUUGGACUUCUCAACACAUAAGUUGAAAUGUGAAGUACAACAACGGAUAUUGGAGAUACUCUGGUUAACUGUGGUACAGGCUGAUAGCUACAGAGUAGUCAAGUCAAGUUUAUUUCUAUUGCGCUUUUCCCAACAGACAUUGUCUCAAAGCAGCUUUACAGAAUUAAACAGUCAAGGUGAACGAUGUGUAUUUAUCCCUGAUGAGAAAGCCAUGGAGAC
This is a messenger RNA of Silurus meridionalis, 1734 nucleotides long. It is a transcript of the gene krt1-c5, whose product is annotated as keratin, type 1, gene c5. The transcript is spliced from 9 exons. Gene Ontology annotation, molecular function: structural molecule activity. Lineage: Eukaryota; Metazoa; Chordata; Actinopteri; Siluriformes; Siluridae. The record is from RefSeq and is a predicted model, not a curated record. Bases 94 to 1362 code for a protein of 422 amino acids.